AUCAGUGAAGCUCCUCCCACUGCAAUCACACCGUCAGUGAAGCUCCUCCCACUGCAAUCACACCGUCAGUGAUUUCACCAAGAAAUGCUGGACAAUUCCCAUCAGUUCACAAGUGCAGACGAGCAUCAGGAAGAGCUGAAAUCUGGGUUUAUUAAAGAGGACGGAGAGAAGAUGAGAGAUCCAGAGCCCUGCAGAAUCAAACACACUGAAGAACUAAAAGACCCUAAAGAAGAGAACGAGGAGAGUGAAGUGGAGGAGAAACAUCAUGUCAGACCUGAAGGGAGUCGCUCGAAAACUAAAAAUAUAUUUUUAAAGGAAAGAAGUGAUCAAGGCGGCAAAACAUUUCUCGUGUCAUCAGACCUGAAGAAACACCUGGCAGUUCAUACGAAGGAGAAGCCGCAUUCAUAUUCUUUAUGUGGAAAGGGUUUUUCACUACUGCGGAGUUUAAAAUCGCAUCCGAAAACACAUACUGGUGUAAAAGAUCAUGUGUGCUUUGAGUGUGGGAAGUCUUUUACUUGGGCAAAACAUUUAAAACUGCACCAGAGGAUCCACACUGGAGAGAAACCGUAUAAGUGUUCACACUGCGACAAGACGUUCAGUUGGUUAGCACAUCUGAAAUCACAUGAGCAGGUCCACAGCAGAGAGAAAACACACGCGUGUGAUCUGUGCGGGAACAGCUUUGCACGCAAAAAAUAUUUAAGGGUCCAUAUGAGGAUCCACAUGGGAGAAAAGCCAUACGCGUGUGAUCAAUGUGGAAAGAGUUUCACUCAAUCAUCACACCUUAAAGAACACAUGAGGAUCCACACCGGAGAGAAGCCACACGCAUGUGAUCAGUGCGGCAAAACAUUUCUUAGGGCAUCAGCUCUGAAGAAACACCUGACGGUUCAUACGAAGGAGAAGCCGCAUUCGUGUUCUGAAUGUGGAAAGAGUUUUUCACAGCUGAAAAAUUUAAGAUUACAUCAGAAAUUUCACAACACCGUGAGAGAUCAUGUGUGCUUUGGGUGUGACAAGACUUUUUCAUUGGUAAACCAUUUAAAACAGCACCAGAGGAUCCACACCGGAGAGAAACCUUACAAGUGUUCACACUGUGACCAGAGAUUCAGUCAGUCUGCAAAUCUGAAAACACAUGAGAAGAUCCACAGCGGAGAGAAGCCGCACACGUGUGAUCAGUGCGGGAAGAGCUUCUCAUUAAAAAGCUAUCUUGACGUUCACAUGAGAAUCCACACCGGAGAAAAGCCGUAUGCAUGUGAUCAAUGCGGCAAAACAUUUCUCGUGUCAUCAGCCCUGAAGAAACACCUGGCAGUUCAUACGGGGGAGAAGCCGCAUUCAUGUUCUGUGUGUGGAAAGAGUUUUCCACUGCUGAAAAGUUUAAAAUCGCAUCAGAAAACACAUACUGGUGUGAGAGCACAUGUGUGCUUUGAGUGUGGGAAGACUUUUACUUUAGAAAGCUAUUUAAAACUGCACCUGCGGAUUCACACUGGAGAGAAACCUUACAAGUGUUCACACUGCGACAAGACAUUCAGUCAGUUAUCAAAUCUGAAAACGCAUGAGAGGAUGCACGGCGGAGAGAAACCUCACACGUGUGAUCAGUGCAGGAAGAGUUUCGCUUUUAAAAGUCGUCUGAAGAUGCACAUGAAGAUCCAUGCAGUGGAGACACUGAGCAAUAAAGCCUCUUCAGUGUAAGUUAGUUUCCUAACAGCCACAACUGGUGACGGGACAUUUUGUUGGUUGCUUGGAAAUUAUCUCGUUAUUGAGAAAGUAUGUUAUUAUUAUAUAUAUUAGAAAGUGUCUCUUUCUCUUUAUAAUGACUUGCAUGUUGAUGUAUAGGUAACACGCUAUAAUAACUUUCAUUAAUAAAUCAUCAACAAACAUUACGUAAUGCUUAACGGAUGAUUGGUUCAUAUAUUCACUUAUCGAGAAACGUGAAAUAAU
Molecule: messenger RNA, 1932 nt
Organism: Sinocyclocheilus rhinocerous
Lineage: Eukaryota; Metazoa; Chordata; Actinopteri; Cypriniformes; Cyprinidae
Product: zinc finger protein OZF-like
Exons: 3
Coding region: 85-1683 (532 amino acids)
Biological process (GO): regulation of transcription by RNA polymerase II
Cellular component (GO): nucleus
Molecular function (GO): DNA-binding transcription activator activity, RNA polymerase II-specific; RNA polymerase II cis-regulatory region sequence-specific DNA binding
Source: RefSeq, a predicted model, not a curated record